UCAGUGAUCCGCUAGCUUGGAGGCUAACACAACACCUUGAGAAGACAUGUAAACAAAGACCCUAUACCGCUAUUUACGUUUGCUUUUAGGGGGCAAAAUGGGGAAAAGAGAUAAUAGAGUGGCAUAUUUAAACCCGAUUGCGGCAGCCCGAUCUAGGGGUCCCGCGACUAAUGCUGGGCCUUCAAUUCAAGAUUACUUGAGUAGACCAAGGCCUACAUGGGAAGAGGUGAAGGAGCAGCUGGAGAAGAAGAAGAAAGGCUCAAGGGCCCUGGCAGACUUUGAGGACAAGAUGAAUGAGAGAUGGAAAAAAGAGCUAGAGAAGAACCGAGAGCGAGUACUAGGUGGAGGCGAUAAAAAGGACAAGAAGGAUAAAGACAAGAAAGAGAAAAAGAAGAAAGACAAAAAGAAAUCCAGUAGGCAUUCUUCAUCUUCCUCCUCCUCCUCAUCGAGUUCUGAUUCCUCCAGCAGCUCCUCCUCAGAGUCUGAUGAUGAGAACGAGAAGAAGAACUCAAGAAAGAAGAGAAAGAAGAAACGUGCUGCAGCGAAAAAAGAAUCGGAUAAUUCCUCCUCAGAUACAGAUUCGGACAGCAAGGACUCCACCAAGAAGAAAAAGAGGAAGCUUGCUGAGGUGGUUGAGCCUGAGGUGAAGAUCGAGCCUGAGGUGAAGACUGAAAUUGACGUCAACGCUGAGACUGAAGAUGAAGAGAUGGAAAAUGUUAUAUCUGAAGAAAAUGAGGAAGGAGAUAGGACUUUCGUUCUCUUAGGAUGGAAGCCAAAUAAUGCUGAAUUUGACGGUGAGUAUAGAAAGAAGACUGUGAUCGUGGAGAGGAGGAUGGAGGUGCGAAAGAUGGUCGAAGAGAAGAAGCUGCCCGAGGAGCCGACGGCAGAGGAGGAGAAGAACGCAGAGGAGAAGAAGAGCUCAGAGGAGAGGGAGAAAGUCACAGAUAAAUCAAAGAAGAAGAAAAAGAAGAAGCACAAGAAGCAUGGCAAGAAGAAGAAGAAGAGGGAGAGGGCCUCUGGCUCCGGCUCAGACUGAAGCGUUUGCAAGACUGAGCCUGGGCUGCGGGAGGAAUGCACAUCAUGACGAAAUGGACGAACCCCAACAGGGAGCUUGAAGCAGCAGCAGUGGUGGUUGGGCGGACUUCGGGUUGGAAAGAUAUUUUUCUGGCGUACAUGAUGGACAACAUGGCUUCCUGUCUGCUCAGGAUUCUAUGACGUGGGAGGACUUUUUGAAAGCGGGAUCGGAGGGGUGGGGAAGGGGUGUUAGAGCGUUGGGCUACCAGCCCUUGCAGGGAUCGCUUGUGUUUGUUUUGGUUUUGUUUGUUUUUUAUUUAGCAAUCCAAAUAAAAGUCAAUUAUGCCGUU
Molecule: messenger RNA, 1364 nt
Organism: Clupea harengus (Atlantic herring)
Lineage: Eukaryota; Metazoa; Chordata; Actinopteri; Clupeiformes; Clupeidae
Gene: fam133b
Product: family with sequence similarity 133 member B
Source: RefSeq, a predicted model, not a curated record